UGGUGUGCUCAGCCCUCUGGCGUAGGGUAUGAGAGGCUCUGCAUUCCACUCCUUCCGUGGGGCCCGCAGUGACUCUGCCUUCUGUGUGUCCAGCCCGGCUCCCUCUCCCUUCCCACUGCUGCAGAGUAGGCCAAAUCCAAAUCCUGCCCAGGGUGGGGCUCCGCUCAUCACAGUCCAAGCCCAAGUGCAGCAGAGUGCAGAGGACUCCACUCGGUCAGCAGCAGCACAGGACUCAGCAAACAACACAGUGCGGAGAGGAUGCUGGUCUCGAGGCGGCCCAAGACGCUGCUGCUUCUCACAGCACUCCUCGUCCCCUCUGGGUCUCUGGGUAUGGAGCUCCGGUCACUCACACCCGAUUUCUUCCUUUGCCGCAGGCUGGAUAACCCCAGGCGUCAGCGGUCAGCAACAAGAUGAUGUGACUGAAGAAACAUUCACAGAUGAUCCUAAUCUGGUGAAUGAUCCAUCUACUGAUGAAACAGUUCUGGCUGAUAUCGAGCCUUCCACAGAUGACCUGGCUUCGACCAAUGAUAAAAACGCCACUGCAGAGUGCCGGGAUGAGAAAUUCGCUUGCACAAGACUGUACUCGGUACAUCGGCCAGUCAGGCAGUGUGUCCACCAGGUUUGCUUCACCAGUGUACGGCGCACGUACAUCAUCAACAAUGAAAUCUGCUCCCGGCUUGUCUGCAAGGAGCACGAGGCCAUGAAAGAUGAGCUGUGCCGGCAGAGGGCAGGUCUGCCCCCAAGGCGACUCCGCCGCUCCAGCUACUUCCGACUUCCUCUCUGUGACAAUGUGGAUUCGCAGUGACCUCUGGACUGUGAUCAUCAAGGAAGAAGAAAGCCGGAACAUGGGAAUUCUGCUUCUCCAUCUGCUGUCAGUUAAUCCAGAGACAUCACUAUUUCCUAAGUCAGUCUUCCUAUAGUGUCUAGCUGUUGCCUCUGCUCCCUAAGCUUUCAGAGUCUGAUAACAUUUAUCUCUGUUUUCAGUACUUUAAAUGUAAUUGUUACAUAGUUUUGCUGCUUCCCAAAAUCAUAGGCACAGUGGAUACGUGAUGACUUCCUGACUGGAGAAACAUUCUACAUACUGUUUUCAGAAGAGAACAAAAUUUAUAUAUAUACACAUAUAUGUAUAUGUAUAUGUAUAUGUAUAUGUAUAUGUAUAUAUUUUUGCAUUAGGCCUUGGUUUAAUUUCCUCAUCUUUUGUUACUUUUAAGGUUUUCAUUCUAUGAAUCUCUGCAUUUGGAUGCACUGGAGCCUAGAUAUGCUAUCACUGCAUUCAUAUAUAUAUAUAUAUAUAUAUAUAUAUAUAUAUAUUUGGCGGUGCUAAGAAUUGACUGCAAGGCCUCACGAAUGCUAGGUAAGAGCUCUAGGACUGAGCUACAGCCCCGGCCUUUUAGGUUAAUAAUCUUAACCAUUAAAUGUGUUGGAGCGAGAUCUUAGGUGGAAGUGCUGUUCUUGCCUAUUUUGGCUGGCCAUAGAGCUUCAACUAUUUUGCAUUUCUGGCUUCUAGAUCAACCUCCCAUCAUUCCUCCAUAUUCAUUUUAAAUGUUUAGCUUUGAUUGUCCUAACUUCUGCCUGGGAGGUCUUUUAAGGAGAGGUAUGAUGGUAAUUUUUAUGGUCCUACGAGACUGUCCAACACAGCCAAGGAUUUUAUAAUCUUGCAUAAAUACAUGAAGACCUAGGAUUGUGCUCUGCCACACUUGGAGGCUGGGGCUACAGAGAGAGGACAACACUGGUUAUAGACCUUGCACUCUAAAUUUCAGUUUGUCAUGCCUUUGUCCCAUCAAGAAGUGGGGUGGGGGGCUGGUCCGAAGGUAGUGAGUUAUCUCAAUUGAUUGUUCACAGUCAGUUCAGAUUGAACUCCUUGUUCUACUCUUACUCCCCUUCUCACUACUGCACUUGACUAGUCUAAAAGAAAGAAAGAAAGAAAGAAAGAAAGAAAGAAAGAAAGAAAGAAAGAAAGAAAGAAAGAAAUGGGAUGGGGAAUGAAGCCUGGUUUUCUGAUUCAUGUAUUAUUCAUUACUAUCAUCAUCAUUAUUAUUAUUAUUAUCAUGUAUUAUUAGUAUUCACGUGCUGCAGGUGGCCUCCUCCACCAAGCAAGUUAAACUUCUUUUGAGACUGCACCCAUGUUUCUGACUUCCCUCAAACUGUGCUUGUUCCCCAUCACCACUUCCCCCCUGCACAGGUACAGCUUCCUGUGCCAGUGCCUUCUAGAAUAUUCUGACUGGGUCCUAAGAAGGGAGGAUGGAUCCAAACUUCAAUAGGCAAGCAGAAAACUUACCUAAUGUUUAAAACGAAAGGGGAAAAAGUCACUUACCUUGGCUCUCUCCGUAACCAUGAAGCCUCAGGUAGAGCUGUAUUUUUCUGAUGAGCCUUGGUUUAAUUUCCUCAUAUUUUGUUUUAAGGGUUUCAUUCUAUGAAUCUCUGGGUUUGGAUGCACUGGAGCCUACAUAUGCUGUCACCAACCACAUUCACAGCAAGCCUGCAUGCUUGCUUUGCCCUAGGUAUGGACAGCAGUCCAGCAACGCAGCCAGUGCAGUCCUGGGGUUGAACCCAGGGCCUCCUGCAUGCUACACACUCUGCUGCUGAGCUACUCUCCCUGCCACCAAAAUCCCAUUUUAAUAAAUGACAAGCAUUUACCAUGAACUCUUCCUUCAGAACUCUUCCUUCUGAAUAAUAAAAACUUUCCAUAGAAGCCAGUGGAAUUCACAUGGGAACUAGGAGACAAAGGUUACAUAUGACAGUAGGGGUUGGAUUCCUUUCUGUAGCUGAGGAAACUAGUGAAAUGAGGCUCAGAUUCUUUUCUUCUUUUAUAGUGCUGGGGAUCGAAUGCAGGCAAGGACCCUACCAAGGAUCUGCAUCCUCAGCCCUUUUUAUUUUAUUUUGAGACAAGAUGUCACUAACUUGCCCAGGCUGCCCUCUAACUUUGAGUCCUCUUGACUCAAGUAGUAGGAAUUGUAGGCACGUGGCAGGACACCUGGCAAUGACUGGGUUCUUGCUGCUGAACAACUUACGGCCUGGAGCUGUAGCGCAGAGGCAGAGCACUUGCCUACCAUGAGCAAUGCCCGUAACCCAACAAGAAAAAAACAAAACAAUCACACCCCCCCAUGAAAGAAUGAAAGAAAGGAGAGAGGAAAAAUUUCAGUUCAAUGCGAUUUGCACAACUGGUAAAAGAGAAAAACCCCAAUUCGUAUAAUCUCUGCUACACAUAGUAUCUAGAAUUAAAUAUAUUCAUAUGUAAAUAUAAUAAAAAUGUUGUAGUGACUGUUGAGACACCAUGGGCACAGAUUUUCUAAGAAUUUCUUCAAAAUGCUCCAAAUUUGAAGUAACGAGAUGGAUAUUAACUAACCUGAUUUUUUUUUCUUUGUGAGAUGGAGUUUUACUAGGCAGUUCAGGCUGGCCUUGAACUCACUUUGUAGCCCAGACUGACAUGGGCCUCACAACAAUCCUUCUGCUUCAGCCUCCUGAGUGCUGGUAUUAUAGGCAUGUGCCAUCACGACUGGCACGAUUAAACUGAUUUGAACAGUGCAUAUAGUGUACAUGUAUUGAAAUCUGAACACAUGCUUCAUAAAUAUGCAGUGAUUGCAUGUUAAUAAAAAUGUAAGCAAAAAGUUUAAGGAGACGGAAAUAUGAACUACCUUGAUAUGAUCAUUGCAUGCUACAGACAUGUACUGAACUAGUACACUGUGCCAUAUGUUAGGUCUGAGAAAGGGGGGAUGGAGAAGGAAGGAAGGAGUGGGGAAGGAGUGGAGUGGCCGACGGUGGUGGCUGCAAAGAUAAGAAGUAUAAAAUAUAAGUAACCUUUAUUUUGGGAAUGCGGGGAGAGACCCCCCCAGCCCCCCGGGGCGCAGCAUCUCCACUCCGGGGCCGCGAGCUCUCUCUGGAAUACACUCUCUCUCUUGAACACGUGGAGUGAGGCCCACAAGUAGCCUCUGUCUGGGGUGGACCCUAAGGGGUAUUAGGUAUUCACAGGUAGCCCAUUGGCACACGUUUGGCGCCAGAGGUAGGUUACUAAGCGCAGGGGUAUAGGGUUACAGGUAAAUCUCUAAGGGGCGGGGGAGGCAGGAGCUCCUUAAUUUGGCUGAGGCUUCUCCUGGUUAAAGUGUCCGGUCUGGGCCAGCAACUCUUUCACCAUACAUCUGUAUAUUUAACAUGAUAAUCAACAACUAAUAAAUCAAUUCAAUGUUUAUUUUAGGAAACAUUUUUAAAAGUCACUUUGUUCUUGGAAGUUGAGAAAAUACAAAAAAGAAAAAACAAAGUUCUCAUGAGCAGGACUCUCUGAUGCCUAUUGAAGGAGAUAUGUCUGACAUCUCCAGUGGGUAGCACUGUGGUGUAUGUAUUGCAAAUUAAAUAUUUAAAAAUGAAUUUUUACCAUUUCCUCUCAGAA
Messenger RNA from Cavia porcellus (domestic guinea pig), 4384 nucleotides. RefSeq names its product microfibrillar-associated protein 5-like. NCBI's taxonomy places the organism in Eukaryota, Metazoa, Chordata, Mammalia, Rodentia, Caviidae. Gene Ontology annotation, cellular component: microfibril. Bases 29 to 805 code for a protein of 258 amino acids. The record is from RefSeq and is a predicted model, not a curated record. Gene Ontology annotation, biological process: embryonic eye morphogenesis. The transcript has 10 exons.